This is a messenger RNA of Acaromyces ingoldii, 1527 nucleotides long. RefSeq names its product amino acid transporter. Gene Ontology annotation, molecular function: transmembrane transporter activity. Lineage: Eukaryota; Fungi; Basidiomycota; Exobasidiomycetes; Exobasidiales; Cryptobasidiaceae. The coding region runs from base 1 to 1527 and encodes 508 amino acids. The record is from RefSeq and is a predicted model, not a curated record. Gene Ontology annotation, cellular component: membrane. Gene Ontology annotation, biological process: transmembrane transport. The transcript has 4 exons.
AUGGCAAAGAGGGACGAAAAGGAAGAGGGGGCAGAGGUGUCGCUCGAGGAGCUCAACAAUGGGGCCACGCAGCCCAAGCACUUUUCGACGAUGGCGCUCCUGGGCCUCAGCUAUGCCAUUCUCAACACCUGGGGUGCCAGCUCGGGCUCGAUCUACAUUGGUCUGGGAUCCGGCGGACCCGUGUCGGUCGUGUGGGGCACCGUCGUGGGCACCCUGGGUGCGCUCGCCAUCGCCUGCAGCCUGGCGGAAAUGUGUCAGGUGAUCCCAACCAAGGGUGCUCAGUACCACUGGUGCUUCUCGCUGGCCGACGGACGGCGCAGCCAGCGCUUUCUGAGCUACAUGAGCGGCUGGAUGGGCACGGCUGGCUGGCUCGCGCUGACGUCGACGGCGCCCUUUCUCACCGCCCAGUCCAUCCAGAUCAACAUCCAGCUGUUCCACCCCACCUUCCAGCCGGGUCCCUGGUUCCAGUUUGUGCUGUACAUGGCCCUGUCCGUCUAUGCAGCGCUGAUCAAUGCGUUUGGCGUCCGGCUGAUGAACUCGCUCAACACGGCGGCUCUUUUCUGGUCCAUCAUUGGCGCGGUGACGGUGACAGUGACGCUGCUCGCCUGCUCGGGCGCCCACGGCACCUUGAGAGACGGCCGCUGGAUCUUUACCACAUUCAUCAACCAGACGGGCUGGCCCGACGGCGUGGCUUGGAUCAUGGGCCUUCUCCAGACGCAGUACUCGCUCGUGGGUGCCGACGGGGCGGCGCACAUCGUCGACGAGAUUGCAAACCCGCGCCGGAACGCGCCGCUGGCCAUGGUCUUUUCCUGCCUCAUUGGCGGUUCCUCGGCCCUCGUCGUUUGCAUCGCCUUUCUGGCCGGGACGACGGAUGCCACGGCUGUUGUCGAGGGCCUCGGCGGUGGCUACCUCGUCGCCAUCAUGCAGAGCCUGGGCAGCUUGGUCGGGACCACUUUUAUCGAUUUCAUCUAUCUUGCCAACCAACUCUUUACGACGCCCGCGCUCGUCAUCACCUGCUCGCGCAUGGUCCAGUCGUUUGCCACCGACGGCUGCCUGCCAUUCGCCGCACACCUGGGCGGCGUCUCGGCGCGCUUCGAGACACCGCUGUGGGCCGUCGCCUUCAACCUCGGCUGGCUCACCGUCUUUGGGCUGAUGAUGUUUGGCUCGCCCAUUGCCAUCACGGCCGUCCAGAGCGCGUCCGUCGUCAUGCUGCAGAUGUCCUACAUUCCCUCGAUUGCCCUCAUGCUCCUCCACCGCCGCGACUGGUUCUCCCGCCUGGGCUGCGCGCAGACGCCGCUGGGCCAGCGCUGGGGCCCUCUCGUCAACGUCAUCGCGCUCCUCUACAUUGCCGUCACCACCGUCUUUUUCCUCUUUCCCGCCGUGUACCCCGUCACGAUGGGCUCCGAGAUGAACUACGCCGUCGUCGUCCUCGUCGCCUCGGUCCUUCUCGCGCUCGCCAACUGGUUCCUCAUUGCCCGCACGCGCUUCACCGAGCCUCGCGACAUUGCCGACGUCACAGGCAGGUGA